Messenger RNA from Hyaloperonospora brassicae, 2475 nucleotides. The record is from the annotation of a GenBank genome assembly. NCBI's taxonomy places the organism in Eukaryota, Oomycota, Peronosporomycetes, Peronosporales, Peronosporaceae.
AUGCAGCCGUCGCGUGAGCUGCGGCCUCGGCGCGCGCUUCUCGCGUUGCUGCAGCAGUUGAACGACUGCGUGAGCACCUCAGCGCGUCGGGUGCUCACGCAGCAGAUCUCGACCGCAGACCUACUGCAGCUCUCCCUUUCGGAGCUCCAGCAGCUCCUCCCCGAGCUCUGCAUCUUUGUCGACUCGCUCUCGCCACGCUCGAAAGCGACGAACCAUGCAAUGAACAAUGCGGUCGAUGACCGUCGGCCGUUCUCGCUCCUACGACGCGCAUUCUAUCACCCGGACGCUCAAUGGCUCAGCCGCAGUGCACGACAGAGCGGCAUUUCGGCGCUGCUGUGCCAGCAACUCGUGCGACUGGCGAAACUCGAUGGGAAGCGUGACCAGCAGCGCCAAACCGACUGCGAGUGUGCGAUGGAUUUUGAGUCCAUGUCAAUGCUCGUGACGCAUGUGCUGCUGGACGCGCUGCUACUUCCGUGCGUUCAAAGACUCGGUCGAGCCCCGGACGCCUGUACAUGGCGUCCGUCGCAGCCCAAGCCGCGGUUCCAUGCCAUGACGUGCUUUCCCGUGUGGUCGACUUUGCUGCCAUUUGCUGCACAGAUGGCGAUUCGAUUUCCGAACGAGUUUGUACAGGUGCUCGAACGGCAGGUGGAGGUGGACAAGACACGCGCACGUCGCGUGCAUUGCGAGUUUGCGCUUGUAGCAGGCGCGUGGCGACUUGUCGACGAAAUGGAUCGAGGAGACAAGGAAAAGCAGCAAGCCGUAACUACAGUGAUGGAGAACGCCUUGAGAGUUGUGAGUGAUAAGCUACUGGCGUACACGAAUAUCGAAAAUGCAGGGAACAGAUUGCUUGGCUUGCACCUCGACGACCAGCUCUUGGAAAAGUUCUUUGCUGGAAUGCAAGACUUCUUGUGCAAAAGUGGACGAGCGGAUGCUGUGCUCAGGAAGGUACUUAUUGACGCCAUUCAAAGGGGGCUGGCUGCUGGCGCUGUAGAUGGGGUUGCAUCACAACAUGUUGCAAUUUUCACGAUCGCAGGGUGCAUGCUGGUGAAGGACCUUGCAGCAGCUGUGAUCUCAAUGGUUUUAGUGCAUAUCAAUGCCAUGAAAAGUCUUCAUUGUGCAGCUCGGCACCUGACGUUUGUGGUGGGGCUCUGUGCUCACGUUGAUCUGGUGCCUUUACGAUCGGUGCUGGAGGUCCUGGAACUGCUACUGACGUCGUACAAAGCCGUAGCUCAAACUACCCACGAUAUUGUAAAACAGCGACAGCGAAGUCUCGAGCUAGUUUUCUAUAUCAUGUAUGUGACGGUGCAUCGUUGCAAAAGUGUCAAUCGCUUACGCCAAGAGGUCAGUUCUGAUGCAGCUGCAGCGAUGGAGCGCGUGACGCAGUUUCAGAUGCAGCUGUGUAGUGAAAUAUCUUACGAAGACUUUUGCGUCGCAGCCCCAGUGUACUGGACGGCCCAUCUUUGGAAACACUGGGUCUUUCUAUCUGACGAAGAGAUUCAUUCGUUUGUGUCCGAAGCGCAAGAAAAGGACGCAAAUUGUGAAGAAGAUAUACAGAAACAAUUGGCAACGUGGCACGCGUGGGAGACGAAAUUAGGUGUUCGACCGUCUUUAUUUGCACAUUUUCCAUUGAUGAAAAUGUUCGUGACCCCGCAAUUGAUCUCGUCUACCCCACUUAUUGAACCGGCCGAUGAAAACGCAUUUGUCGUGCAAGCACGAAAGCGCCGACGAAUGAACAAAUUGCCCAAAGUUUCUGUGGAUCUUGAGCGAUUGGAGCGCUCUUUCGACGUGCUGCUACAACCAGACGCGUUGGAGCGUGUGUGCUCCUUUAUGAGUGCAAAACGGCUUUGCCGGAUGGCCCUUGUGUGUCGAACUUUUGCAGAAGUUAGCUGUCGUGCGUCGCUAUGGCGCCCACUUUACUUGCAACUCGGUCUCGCUACUCGUGACAAGCACAGUGCUCUACCUGCUUUGCCUGUCGAGUGCCGUCACGGCGACCGUUACGAGCACAAGUGGCGUAAAAUGUACCAGGAACGCUGGAAAGUACUGCGGAAGCUGCGCCGUACACAGCGCCGCGCGUUCACUGCAGGCCACAUCAGCGAAGGCCAAACGAACGGUAAUGAGAUUUUACCCUCGAGCAACAGCAACACGAGCAGCAGCUCUGCAUGUCUCCCGCUGAUCUGCUCGUAUUGCGGCUGCGACCAGGUGCUCAAGUCUGCACGCGAUUACGACGUCCAUAUGACUCAACACAAGCGUUUUACUUGCACAGAACUGUCGUGUCAAGCAUCGUUUACAAAAGUGCACAAGCUCAAACAGCACAUGAAGACGGCCCAUGCAAGUUCAAGUGCACCAUCUCGUCGUGUCGUCUGUGGCUACAACGGCUGCACGAAAAGCUACUUGUCCAUGAAGCGACUUGCUACACACUGCGAGGAAACGGGACAUUUGGCACCAAUAGUGUCGAUUGUGCCGACGCGUGAGUGA